AUGAUUCGAGUUCAAACAUCCCAUUGUUUCCGACCGCGGAGCUUUGCACCCCUGCAGAGCUCCCUUACCUACCCUCGCUUCCUCUCACAGGCCUCGCGAAAAUAUGGCUGCCAUAAACAGACUCCCUCGACUGAGGAGCCCCUGCAAAAAGGAAUCAAGGAUAGCACACCCACGCCAACUUCAUCGGUACUACGCUCGGCCUUCUGGUCGUGCCGCUCCACAUGGCGACGAGCCGGGAUCAACACCCUGCGCUGUCUGAUCGGGUGCACAGUCGGUGAUUUCACAGCCCUAUGGACUCUACAAUCCUACUACCCUGAACUGGGCAUGAACAGCAUUAUGCUAGCCUCAACCCCGGAGCGGAGUAAAGCGAAGCGCCCGCGCGCAGGCAAGAGUUUACGUGAAACGCGGCCGGCUAAUCUAAGACGGCACGGAAUAGUGGCAUCGGGCAUCACGACUUCGAUUAUUCUUGAAACGGUAUUGUUAAGACGCGGUGCUGACCAGUUGUCUUGGAGUAUGGCGGCGCGGACUGCGAUGGGGAUGAGUAUGGUUUCGAUGGUCGCGAUGGAGUUGGCGGAGAAUGCGGUUGAUUAUCACCUCACUGGGGGGAGUUAUCGCUCUUGA
Molecule: messenger RNA, 621 nt
Organism: Penicillium manginii
Lineage: Eukaryota; Fungi; Ascomycota; Eurotiomycetes; Eurotiales; Aspergillaceae
Product: DUF4396 domain-containing protein
Exons: 2
Coding region: 1-621 (206 amino acids)
Source: RefSeq, a predicted model, not a curated record